Messenger RNA from Podarcis lilfordi (Lilford's wall lizard), 26188 nucleotides. Lineage: Eukaryota; Metazoa; Chordata; Lepidosauria; Squamata; Lacertidae. The record is from the annotation of a GenBank genome assembly.
AUGGACGCGCAGGCUUGUAUGAAGUCGCUGCUCCUCGCGGCCUCCCAGUACCGGGCUGCGCGGACCCCGCCCAACGCAGCGCUGCUGCAGCGGAGUCUGGAGGUGAGAGCAGCCGAGCGGACCUGCACGGUGUGCGGCUUUCCGUCUCUCGGCUCGGCUGGUCGCGGGUGCCUGGCCGGGAGUUCACAGAAGCGGCUGGGAAUGGCCCUUUUUCUUUGGGAUUUCUGUUUUUAGGAGUUUUCUCUCGAAAGCAAAACAACAGCAACAAACAAAUCCCGAUGCGCGCAGCGAAAAAGUGCCUUGCAAAUAAAGCGGCCCGGGCAAACUUAACCUGGCAGUAAGCCCUAUUUGGAGAUCGUGGGGACCCAAAGUGCAGUUUUCUACAUUAUUUGAAAAAGAAGUGAGAGGUAGGGGUGGAGAUUGGAAGCGGGGAGGGGAAAUACACCCCCGUUUGAUUUCUACUGGUUCCUUAGCUGGCAGGCGUAUAACAGGCCUGCUCACAACAAAGGAAGCUGCCAUACAUAUGCAAUCAUCAGCAAAAACUGCAAGGUUUUUAGCGGGGGCAAUUUAGAAUAAGAUAUAUUAUUUGAUUAUUCAUGCAAACCUCAAAAAUAUAUUUUGCAUAGUUAAGUUCUUACACUUUAUUUGCAACAGCCACUAGCCAUAGCAAUAAAAUAAAGAUUCUUAUGAGUGCAUAUGCAAUCAAGGAAUUGUACAGCAUGUUUAUUUGCAGUGUGUGUUUGUAGUGGUUACUGCAAUGUGUGCUGUGUGGCACUGCUGUUAAAUAGGGAUGGGGUCCCAGUGGCCCUCCAGGCAAAGCUGAAUUUCCACUCUGAUGAUUGACCUGUGGAUUGAAACUUAUCUAGCUGGAGUCUAGCACCAUAGGAGGGCUAUAAUGCCACAUCAUAAGGAGCAUAUGAUUCUGAAACCCCUUAACUCAGGAUCUCAUCAUGGGUUUUUUCUUUUAUUUAUUGCACUUUAUUUUAUAGCUUGCUGUAUUCCAUGGACUUGGAAUGGCUUACGUAAUUUCCCCCUAAAUGUUAAAAGCCCUGAUCUGUGGGAUUCACAAUCUGAACCUGGUCACACAUUGUGGUUAACUAUGGAGACUCUGCUCUGUACUUUCUGCUUCAGAGUUAUGGAAGGUGGUCACAGGGGAGAGGACCACCAGACUUAUGGAACUUAAUCUCUACUGAGGCUCCCUUGGAUCGUUCUGAAAUAAAUCUAUACAGGCAACUCCCAAUUUACACAGCAGUUACAUUCCAAAGCACCACACAUUUAAAUGAAAUUGCAUAUAUUGCAUGGUCAAACACGUCUAAGAUGGUUGCCUGUAUACACUUGUUUUAAAAAAGGCAUUCAGAAUCAACUGAUUUGGGAAAUUUUGUUUAGGUGCUAGUUCUGAUUGCUUUGGCUUUCUGGUUUGUUUAUUUUUAUUUCUUUACAACCCCCUUUUGAUGUUCAGAAAGGUGGAGGAGAUAAAUCUUAAAUAGGGAACAGCAAAAUUCAUUGUUUAUCUGAACUACAUUUCGCUUAAUUGUAACCUUGACCCACUCUGGAAAGUGGGUUCUAUGGAAGAAAGUGCUUAUCCAUAGGCAUUUGGCAGUUCUUGUAGCACUGGAGCCUAUAUUGCCUAUUUUCAGUUGGAAGCCACUUGGUUAGUUUUUUUAAUUAAUUAAAAUGUAUAGAACAAGUCUGAAAAUACUCUUAUUGUAGUUAAUAAAUCUAUGUAGAAUUUCCACCAGCUCCCCAAUUCUGUCUGCAUACAGUAUUCAAGUUAGAAUUCUUGCAGAUCUGAUAGAAUUCAGAGAAAAAACUACCUUUAGCCACUUCUUGAGAGCCUCAAUUUUGUAAGCAUCUAGGUUGAAGUGUUCUUCUGAGGGUGCAUUCACAAGGACACUUUUUUUCAACUGUCAUACUUUUGGAAGAUGCUGUUAACAUGUUAUCUAGCUCUGGUGUGUUUAUACUACUCGUAGAACUCUUUUUAGAAGUAUGGUAAAGAUAUAACAUAUAGUAAGUUGUUGUGUAUGUAUUUGAUUAUGUACUUAUUUCAAAGAAUGGUCUUUGAAAGAAUGGCUCCACUCUAAAUUAAGCCCUGUUAAGUUCUAUUGAUUUUUGUGAGAGAAAGUUAAGGAUACUGUACUAUGUCUUUUCACUUUAUUGAAAGUGAGUUCAUAGUUCACUUAGCUUUGUGGAAGACUGCUGUGUAUUCACUAGAGCUCCAGUAUACUUAAGGAGUAUUUGGUUCAGUGUUACUUUUUAGCUUCAGUUAGUAGUUACCAUAUUAAAUACAUUUUUCCAGGUCAUCUCAGGAUUGAAGCUGACAAGAUUUUUUGCAUCGAACCAGAUUUUACCAAGUGAAUGUCUAUGCUGCUUAGUGGAACUCAUUGAAGAUCCAAAUACAAGCCCCCAGUUAACCCUGAAUGUGGUAGGCUUGCUCUCUCAACUGGGUAAGCCUUAAAUACAUUUGAGUUGCAUAUCCUGAGCUGUUUAAUACUUUAUAGGUCAAGAUAAAGUGUAGUGUAAAACUUAUGAUUGGCUCUGAUUUCUUGCAUACUUUUGUAUAUAACUUUCUCAGACAUCACACUAAAAUGUAAUGUUAGAGUGUUCUGAUCGUCAUAACCAAAAUUUCUUGGCUGGGUUUUUUUUUAAAAAAAUCAUUUUUAAAAUAUUAAAUUUAUUGCUUUUGUGCAGCUCAUGAAUGCAACAACUUAGUUAUUGUAAGAAAAGCAGGAAUACAAAAUCAGUGUCUGGACUUAGUAAUGCAUUGGAUGAGGUCAGUAAACUGAAGCACAAUCUUAACAAGAUGGACGUGGGUGGGUAGUACUUGGAGUCCAGGAAAUUGGUAUCCACUUGCUCUGGAUGGGACCUGGUAUACAGGGUGGGAGUACUCCUUGAUCCAUCAUUGUCACUUGAUACCUGGAGUGCCUUUUAUUACCUAUGACUGGUUCACCACAUGUGACAGGAUAGCUUUGCCAUGCUGAUCGCCACUCUGUUAGCCUGGUUGUUCUGUAAUGUGUUGGGGCUGCCCUUUUAAGAGUAUAUGGAAGUGCAUAACUCAGCUGCUAGAAUUUUGACAGGUUUAGCCAAAGCUGUUCAUAUUGCACCUAUUUUGAAAGAUCUAUAUUGAUUACCUAUCUGCUUCCAAGUUCAAUUAAAGAUGCUGAUGCUUUACCUUAAAACCUUGUAAGAAUUGGAACCCACAUUCUGGAGUGCUUCCUUCCAUAGCAGCCUCCCCAUGUCUUACCUUCUGGAGAGGCUCUGCUCCAAGUAUUCUCUUUAGUAUAUGUAUGUUGUGGUUCUACAAGGAGAAGGCUCUUUGUUCAAUGGUGCCACAACUUUGGAGUGGCAUCUUUAUGAUGGCAUGGCUGGCACUGAAAUUACAAGCUUUGGUACUAGUUGAAAACCUUCCUAUUUGACCAAGCAUUUUAAAUUUUAGAUGGCCUUUGGAAUUGUGCUGUAUUCUAUCUUUUAUUUUACUUUGCUUUGUUUAUUUUUUAUUUUUACUUUGUAUUUAUAAGUUGUAUUGAAUUAAUUCUGUUCACACUUUUGUAUACUUACACAAACUUUUGAUGAAUGGUUAAAAAAUAUUUUUAAAAUAUUUUUAAAUAAAUGGUGAUUUGAAUGCUUCUGAAUAAGCAGAGAUAUAGUGUAAAGCUAGAGAUAUGUCAACAUUACUUUAGCAGAUUUUAUUGCAGAUAUGCCAGACUUUGGGGGAAUAUGUUAACUGACCUUUUGUUUUAAGAUGGAAAUUUACUUGUUUCCAGUGUGUAAGACUACAUCUUUAGAAGCAGCUAGCAUUUCUUCUUAAUUUGCUUAAUUAAGUUACUUUAUAUCCCAGCACAUUUCAUGAAAAUUAAAAAAUAGGUUCAAAGACUCUUUAUUAAAAUAUAAUUGACUGUUGGAUGGAAAUAUUGCUUUAUAAAUUUUCUGAAAUAUUUUCUAAUUGCCUUUGUUCUUGACGCGUUGCUUCUAGUGACUAUGUGUGUAUGUUUAUAUUUUAGUUUUAGAUAAUGAGAUCAGAGAAGCCCUUCUGAAUACUUACAAUUUGUGUAGUGUCCUGGCAGGUGUGAUUCAUCGAAGUUCUAUCAAACCUCUUGAUCCAGUAUUAUUACAGGUAACAUAAUGUAAUGCUUGACACUUCAUAUAGCGGGAAUUGUUUUUUGUAAGUAAUGUAAAGCUUUAAAAUUAUUUUUAGCUAUGUUUUGCCUUUCUUACAUGGAACUCAAAGCACAUGGUUCCCGGGGGGUGGGGUGAUGGUUCCUCCCAUCCAAGUGCACAUGAGAUCCAAACCUGCUUAGGUGUCCAUGCCAUCAGACUAUAGCUGAAAUGCAAAUGUAGAGAUUUCUAAUAAAAUGUGGAAAAGUAAUGGCACACCUGCCUUACUUGAUUUAAAUAGAUUUGUAUCCUAUAGCCAUGGAACAAUUAUUUCUGCUUCAGCACCAUGUUCUUUUUGGUGUGAAAUAAUGGGUUAGUCCCAUCUUCACUAAAACCAAAACUUGAUUGACUAGAGUCGGUGAGAGAAACUGUUUUGGUUUUAUUCCACCCCCUCCCCUCGCCAACUACUGGUUUCACAUCUGCACUUCAGUGAUUAAUGCCCCUUGGUGCUUCACCUUAGGGUGAAGCUCAGCUAAUGUUAAGUCCCCAGCCCCAGCACAUAACUUACUCAUCCAAGUGAGCCUAAGCUGGCUGAACCUAGGCCUGUGUAAGUCCCAAAAAUGUGUUCUGGGGUGUGGCAGGAGCCUGACUAUAGAGUGGGGACAGACUGGAUCCUAAGCCCAUUCAGCUUGGUCAUGUGAUCUUGCAACUUGGUGUAGAACAUUGAAAGGCAUGUUUCCCCUCUUCCAGGCUUAAGCUUGCUUCAUGACAGCUUCUUGUGCAUACAAUUGACCCCUUAACCCAGUUGUUUUCAACCAGUGUGCCGUGGCACCCUGGGGUGCCUUGAAUGAUAGUCAGAGGUGGCACGGGCAACAUUGGUCUCUGUCCUUCUUUCCUUCCCUCCCUUCUCUGAUGUCCUCUUGCAACUCUGCCUCCCAAAGGCUUGUGCGGCUGUAUGUUGCAGCAGCCCUGGCUACAAACUCUCCAGGCGAAUGGUGCCUUGGGGGUUGGUCAUGGGGCGCUGGUUGCAGGAGCUGAGGUGGCCUUGGAAUAAGCAAGCAGGUGGGUGAGUGAGGGAGGCCUGCCAGCUAGUCCACCAGCCCUUGCAGUUGGACAGACAAGUGGUAGGCCAGGCAGGCACUGUGCUGGCCUUUCUUGUGAUUGCUGGUUGCAAGGCCUGCCUGGGAGCUGAGUGUCCAGUGCUGAAGGGGAGCCUUUCCAGCAUGCAGGGCUGGCAGCGCCUGCUGCUGCCACUGCAGCCUCCCAAGGUAAGGUGCUGGCCUCACAUUCACCUUUGGACAGUCUUUGUUGAUCCACUUAGGCUGAGGGCACCCUCUUGCCAGGCCCCUGGUAGGUGGCAUGAGGAGGUACCUCUCUUUGGAGUUGGAGCGGGCAGCUCAGAGACCAGGAGCGGCUGCCUGGAGGACUCCCAAGGAGAGAGGAGAGGAGGCUAAGGGAACACUUCACAAGGGAGAGUAUUCAAAAAAGGGUGAGAGGCUGCUAGCUCUGCAGGCAAGGGGUGACAUAACUGGGCUCCUGAGUCCCACAGGGGUGCCACAGAAAGAAUGUAGAUGGUCAAGGGAGCUGUGGACUCAAAAACUUUGAAAACCUCUGCCUUAACCUACUAAUUAGUUGUCUAAACUGAAUUUUUAGAAGACUAUUAAUCAACAAGGAGAAAUGAUUUUAAUAGUUUUGAAAUAGUAUAUUGUCUAGUUCCUAAUCUGAAAAUGGAAUGCAAUGGCUCUAAUACAGAUACUUUCCUAAUAUCUAGAACCUCAAGAAGUUAUAUCUUUUAGUUGUAUCAUAAUUUGUUUUUCCCCCCCUCAAGAGUAUUCAACUGCUGCAGAAAUUGACCUACAAUGCAAGAGUAUUCCAUGGCAGUACUAAUAUUGAUGACUUAAUUUCAUUUCUUAUACACCAUAUGUAAGUACCUCAUAAGAUUAAAUCUUUAUCUCAGUAAGGCUACAGUUGUAUACUUGCUCAUCUUGGAGUAAAAACUACUGAGCUGUUUUCAGGGAGGUAGUUAAGGCAUUGGGACAGCAAGAGAGAAAGGGCAGGUGCAUUUUAAGGAACAGAAGACUGUUAGACUGAGGAUGAUAGAACAGGACGACCAAAGAUUUUCCAGCAGAGGUAUAUUCAUAGAAUCAGAAAAUUGUAGAGUUGGAAGGGACCACGAGGGUCAUAUAGUCCAACCCCCUGUAACGCAGGAAACGUUUGCCCAACAUGGGGCGCACAUCCACAACUCUGAAAUUAAAAGUCUCAUGCUCUACCAACUGAGUUAGGAGAUGGGAAGAUAGGACAGAGGUAGUGUUGGUGGGUAGAGCUGAACUUGCAAUAAGCAAGUGAAGAGAGAUGAAACUCCCUGCCCUCCUCUCCACUUCCCAGGCGGUUUCAUAGAAUCAUAAAAUCAUAGAAUCUUAGAGUUGGAAGGGACUCAAGGAUCAUCUAGUCCAACCCCCUGCAAUGCAGGAAUCUCAGCUAAAGCAUCCAUGACAGAUGGCCACCCAACCUCUGCUCAAAAACCUCCAAGGAAGGAGAGUCCUAUGCAGAUAUUUGCCAUACCACUCCUGUUUAGUUUCAGAGGAGAGUUUAAUUGGCCACCUUCAGGUCAGUCUCUAAAAUGCACUAAAAUAAGAGUAGCAUAUGUAUUUGGGCAGGGGAAGAAGACAUAUAACUUUUGUUUUCAGUAAAAUUAAUAAAGCUAAUUACACUUGGGUUUUCAUUCUCUUUAGUGGCUUCUCUUCUGCAAGAAGUGUUAAGUCCUACCACUAAAUUCAUUAUGACACCAGCAGCUGUAUGUGGGUGGGCAAACUGAUAAGUGUUUUGAACGGCUUAUGCUGCAAUCCUGUAUACACUAACCUUGUAGUAUGUCCUGUUAAACUCAGUGGAGCUUACUUUUGUAGGAUUGCACUCUGUGCAUAAUUAUAAAGUGAGCAGCAUAAGCAUACAGCAAUUCCAAUGCAGUGAUUUACUUGUGUUCUGCAUGUGGGAUCAUUCUGCUGAUUUGGAUAACAAAGUGAAAGUUGCUCUGAGGGGAUAAUGAUUAACUUGAAGGAAUCAGUUUUAUAAGAAACAAAGUAUGGAAUUCUAAUAAACAUGUUAACAAAGCAGAUUGCUUUAUUAUGGGCUUUUAUUUUAGUCAGUCUACAGAAGACGAGUUAACAAUACCAUGCCUAGGACUUAUGGCAAAUCUGUGUCGACACAAUCUAUCCAUUCAAGCACAUAUUAAGUCAUUGGUAAGAAACUUUCUUUAUUGAAAUCUUUUUGAAGAAAGGGGAGUCUAAUCAUUUGAGCGUGUGAAACAUUAGCACUUUAAGUGAGCAAGUGGGAGUUGAUUAUUUCUCUUGAUCUUAUAUAGCAGAUGAGCACAACCAUUAUCUCCAAAGAACAUGGAAGAAAUUAGAAUUUCAAGAAAUGGCUUGGUUAAUCUGGGGAAAUUUCCUUCUGUAUUUACAUAUUUAGCAGAGGUGGUAAAGACAUUUCCUGUGUACCUUCAAAACUACAGGACUAUAGUCUCAUGCUAAUGAGCCUAGAGAAAAUGAUUACACUAACGUAAUGCAGAAAAGAAGUCGAGAAUGAGGACUUUCCACAGCACUUGAAUAUGACUCCUCUUGCUUUUGAUUAUUUUAACAAACACUAGAUCUAAUUUUGGCCAAGUUCUUAAGUAAAGGUCUUUUAUGUAGAUUUCAUAUUUCCUCAUUCCCCCCCUUUAGCUAUGCUAAUAUUUCUGAAAUCCAAAUCCUCAAAAAAUACACUUCACUUCUCAGUGAACACCACCAUUUUGCAAUCUUUCACAAAUGUGUAUGAAUCUCAUUGAUUUCAGUGGAAAUUUGCAUAUAAAUAACUUCAGAGAUGAAGUGUAAACUUUUAUUUUCUUGAGUUGGCCAUCCUGGAUCUCUACUGUCCUUCACACUCUAAAGGUUUCUAAACAUAGUUCCAAAGUAACAUUAAAAUAAAACAUUAAUGCAUUAUCAGUUCCUGUGGAUAUUGGUGAAAUGACAUGUACAUUCCAUGGGAAAGCAAUCUUUUAAUUAAUCUAGUGAAAUGGUAAGGAAUAGAAUAUAUUGACUUAGGCAGCAACAGGUUACACUCAAAUGCAACUUUUUCUAGGAAUGUUUUUUCUUGUCUUUGUACUAGACAAAUGUGAAGAGUUUCUAUCGUACUCUGAUCAGUUUCUUGGCCCACAGUAGUCUAACAAUGGUUGUAUUCGCACUUUCAAUAUUGUCAAGUCUUACAUUAAAUGAAGAAGUUGGAGAAAAGGUAAGGAUGUGUUCUUUUCUUCUUCUUUUAAAGAAAUAGCUUUUACUUCAUAAUAAUAUUUGUGGCAGGAUGUGGAAUUACACCAGCAACCUGUGCAAAUCAAGUAAUGCAGGCCUGUUGUACUAACUAUGUAUAUCUUUUAUCAUCCAAUUGAAUCAUAUUUAUUGCUCUCAUAUUUCAGGUUUAUAGGUUUGCAUUGAUAUAGCUGGGUGUGUGAUGGUUCAUUAUUGUAAAUCAGAGCUCUUUGUUUAGCUUUUCCAUUCCAGAAAUAUUCAUCAGACUUUCCAGUUGAUAUUCAACAUUCUUGUGAAUGGUGAUGGAACACUAACAAGAAAGUACUCUGUUGAUCUUCUCAUGGAUCUUCUGAAAAAUCCCAAGAUUGCAGUUUAUCUUACCAAGUAUGUCUUCAAAAUAAACCUACCUACAAAUAUUCUUUUGGGGGCUCUCUGUUAUUGUUCCUUAUUUUGUGUGUCCAUUUUUGCACAUUUUUCUGUCCUAAGCUCUGUAAUCAUGUGGCUUUAAAGGUGACAGAAGCUGAGUUUUCUACUUCAGUCUUCCCUGUAGCCCUUUGUGCAUAACUAUGGUGAGAAGACUGGGAUUAUAGCCAUCCCAGUGUAAGGCAAGAGGCAGGCUGGACUUGUCUCUUGAGCACUUUUACCUGUGGUGCUUCUAAAUUUCAAAGUACAGUAAAAGAUGAUGAUGGCCACUGUUUCAUUCAGCACCAUUUUAGAAGAUGUAUUCCCUUCUGUUUGUGAAACAGGCCUGCGGAGUGGACAUUUUCAAUAAUCAUACCCUUAGAUGUCAUUUCUCCCUCCUGCUGCCACUGAGAAAGAGCUGUAGAUUAUCCAGCUGCCUGACAUUUUUGGUGUUAGCAUCCAUUUUAUUCCCAGGAAGAUGUGUCAAUAAAUAUCUUUAUUCCCUUGCACCAGAAUAUAAUUUUCUAUCACUCGUGCCCAUUCAACACAUGUGGAAUGUGCUUAGCUUUGCCUACAUUGUUAUCACCUGCUAGAUCUGAAAUUUCACCAUAUUGGAAUCAACAGAAAAUGAAAUUAUUCUCCUUUUCUUAUUUGCAGUCAGUUCCUAUAAUGCUGUAAUCAACAGCAGGUCUCCAGCUGUAUUCCAAGAGCAGCAGAAUCUAAUUUUCAGAAUAGAUAUUUGAAACAUGUAUGGCUUUCUAAAUGGAAAGCAAAUAGGUCCUCAGUAUUCAUACAGGCAUGUUUUGCUGAGAGAGAAGUUCCAAUUGACUCCUCUCCCAUAGUGUUUCUAUUCAAGUGGUCCUUACCAGAGCAUUGAAAUUUUAAGAAGUGGUGUCUGCAUUUGUUUGCUUCCCCCACCCCAUUCCCCACCCCUUUUUCCUUUUGCAUGACAUCUUUCUGUUUGUAAGCCUGUAGGCAGGGAGACCUUGUUUUUAUUGAUCUUAUGUAAGUCUUUGGCCGAAGAGCAAGAUAAAAAUGCUUAAAUGACACCUGUGCAUAGAACUGUCAUAUUUGCAUUAGGUUUUAUGUCUUGCUUAAUUAGAAUUGCCUUAACAACAUGUAAGAACUUGAACUUUAUUUUAUGUGCUGUGAAUUAGACAUUGGGAUUGACACCCAGACUCAAAAACACUUGUUUGAUAAUAUUGAUUUAUAGCAUUGAUAUGCUGUGUUUGAGCUAUUUUAACUCUUUUAGUUGGUGUAUUAGCCCUUGUAGCCAGUCUUUCCUAGCACCACUUACUGUGACUCAUUGACAUUCUUCAAUAGUUUAAGCUACAAUAUUUAAACUAAAAAUGAAUUAUGAGCAAUACUCAAGAAAUCCUCCUUUUGAAUGUUGAGUAAUGUUUCCAAAAUGAAAACUGUAUUUCAACAUUUUUUUUCUUUUGACAAUGUAGAUAUGAACAUUUUACCUCCUGCGUCACUCAGGUAUUGGGUCUCCUUCAUGGAAGGGAUUCUGAUUCUUCAGCAAAGGUACUUUACAGCUAAAUAUCUUUGUAGUGAUACGCCUUAACAGAAUCCAGAUACUGAGCAUUCUUACAUCCAUCCUUAACUUUAAGUAAAUGCCUUGAAAUAUGGUGAAAUACACUAAUGUUGAUACCUACAUAUUUUGGGCAGCUCGGCUUGUAUGGAUCAUGUUGUGCUUACUAUUUCAGUAAGAUUAAACUUUACUUACAAGCCAGGUAAGCCACAACGUUAUAUGAAUGAGUGUGUGUAUUCAAAUAAAACAGUUUGCAGAUUGUGUAGAAAGUUACAUCCUCAUGUGAGGAAAAUGUGUGUGUUUGAACUGUGGCUGUGAGGUUUAUGCUCUGUGCGGUUCAUUCAUAUUUUGUGAACACUAUUUCCACCAUGCUUUUGUAUAAGAUCUCCCUGAUACAGGCGCUGACUGACCGUAGGUCUGUGGAAAACCACAAACUUUACAUGCCCUGACAUCUCCUUUUAAAGUAUCCCUGGGGGCAGAAGUGAGAGAACUGUAAACAUUUGGCAUUUGCAGGCUGAAUGCAUCAGUGGUGUGUUUCCGGUAUAAUACAGACUUGUAUAUAGGAGGUCAGAUUUUUGGCACGUCCUUUACAGCUGUAACAUGGGUAAAACAAGCAGUUUAUUUGUGUGUUGAAACUUUCCAUUACUGUAAUCUGAAAGAUAGUCAUUUCUGCUUAGGUGUUGGAGUUGCUACUUUCCUUCUGUUCGGUAACGGAACUCCGUCACAUCUUGCGUCAGGCAAUAUUGGAGCCAAAUAAGGCAAGCUGUGGGAGCACAAGACUUGCAACUCGAUCUAAGCCUUCAGAGCCAUCUGUCCUCUUAGUACAUUGGUCAAACCAACCGCUGGAAGCAUCUGAAAACUGCUCAGCUCUUGCAUUGGAGCUGUUCAGGGAGAUAUUUGAGGUACCGACUUCUUUUACAAUUGGCUUCAAAUGUCUUCUCAGCGAGCCAGUCCAUUCAAUGUGAAAAUGAGGCACUUGCUCCAGCCUCAUAGCUGUGCCACACACAUCCCAACAAGAAACAACUUGCGUCACUUUUAGCCUUGUCGUUUGGUAAUAUCGUUAAGCCCUUAGCUAGUUUUGUUGCUGGUAACUGUAUAUGAAAAUAGCAAAUGAAGCCAAUGCAAAAAUAGUUCUUAUAUUUUUAUAAACAAUAUCCCAAAAGGUUCAUAUUUAACUUUUUUAAAAAAAAUACAUGUUGCAUUUUGGCCACUCCCAUUAGGUUAUUGCUAGCCAUGUGCAUGUUUUUGCAAAUCAACUUUAAUGGAAAUUUGGGGUAAACUACCUCUAUCUAGUGUUUGAGGGGGCAGUCUUUACACCUGGUGUUCUGUAAGUAUAUUUGCCUCAUCUUGGCUCAGGGUGUUUUCAUGAGUAGCCAGGUUAGGACUCCUGCAUCAGCCCAGUACCCAGAUCACUUCCUUAAUAAGCAAGUGAAGUCUGAUGUUUCUCCCCACAGGGUGGAAAGGAACAGUGUGGAAGAAUUGUUUUUAAAGGAAGAGGGAGAAGAUGUACAUGGAUCCUUCAACCUUUCUUUUCCCUUGAUCUUAAGCCUCUGCUUAACAAGGCUUAUGCAUCUUGUAAUAAAAUGUCUGCCACCUAUAGUUUUUGCAAGUUCUUAAGCUUACAGUAUAAAGACCAACAGUAGUGCACUUGCCACUGCAAAAUAUUGUAGUUAAGUUUCAUCAGUUUGGACUGGAAUAUGUUUCAGAAUCUAUCUUCUGUGAGAAAAAAAACUAAUGAUGGGAAUGGUAUGUUUCAUGGACCUUGAGAUGAAGACUGAGUGGUUUUGGACUCAGAAAGCAGAUUUGAGGAGGGGGUCGUAUAUAUUAUUUAUCAGUUACCUGGGUGCCAACAAGCAUGUCAUUCUUCUACAGGAUGUUAUUGAUACAGGCUGCAGUGCUGCAGCUGAGCGCUUUGUGGAUCUUCUUCUUCCUGUUCUUCUUGACCAUAUUCAUUUGCCGGAUCAUGUCUUAGAAGACCUGUUGGCAAAGAAGAAGUGUGAAAGAAUGAUCAGGGCUGUUGAUGUCUUGAGAAAUAUCCUUGAUCCACGUUCUUUUUUUUUUUUAUCAUGAGCUUACCAUGAAACUAUACUCAGUAGUCUGUAAAAUAGAUGAAAUGCAUUUGAUUUAAAUAAUACUUUAAACCCAAGACUUUGGGUAAACAGGCAAACUAUAGAAAAGGUUGCUCUUAAAAUAGUUCAGGAUAAAAUAUGGUGUCUGUGCAUUAUAUUUUGUAACUGGAAUACAAUGUAACGGUUAAAAGGUGAUACAUGUUUGAACAGUGUUUGUUAAAGACUGCUUUACAGUUUACACAACAGAUUCAUUUUCUGCAAAAACUAGCAUUUGUCAUGACAAACAUAAGUGUGAAGAGUCAUGUGUCUAAAUAUGUGAAGGGAAUGGUUGGAAAUCAAACAGUUGCGCUUCUUGAAUAUGUAUUCUCUGUGUUUACGCAUUUUCCUUUCAUGCACUGGGUUUUUAUUAUAGGAAGUGUACAUCCAGAAAAGUAUGGACCAAAAAGUGCCCUGAAUUUCAUGUGUUCAUUAAUGAUUAUAUUAUCAGAGUUUUUCUGGCAUUUAGACAGAAAUCAAGAUCGAUUAGACUAGCCUAGAGCUGCAAAUUUCUCUUUGGCUUAUUUAUUUAUUUUUAAAUACAUAGAGUUAUCCAGUCUCUAAAUUGCUGAAAAGUAAUUAAGGAAUAGCAUCAGCCCUUACGAACACUACUUGGAGACUCCUAGUAAAGUAAAAAUGUUCUCCUGCUAAAUAUUUCCUUCUGUUAAAAAAAAAAAAUCUUCUUUCAUGAGUCAGAUUUAUCCUUAACAGAACCUACCGCUUUGUGCAGAUGAUACGCUAAAAAUGCAUGUUACUAAGGCUCUAACAGCCAACAAAUGUACAUCUUUAAUUGAAUACCACUUUACAUGCAGUGGGAUUGACUUUGGCUUUGGGACAAAGGUAAUGGACUCUGAACUGAGGUAAGCACCUUUUGUUUAAAAACCCCUGGACCAAUCCUUUAGGUUCAGUCUUCUUAAGGAUACACUUACAUUAUCUUUCUUUAGGGGAAAAAUAGCCCAAACAUAUAGAUUUUGUUCAUUUACAACACCAAGCCACGUGUAAGCUACAACAAGCUUGAGCAAAGCCUCAGGUUCAUGCACUUCGCUUCCCCUUUUGCCCCUCCUGCGGUCAAGUUCUGCAACUUUUAGCUUCACUUACUGCAAAUCUUGACUGCUCAUGUCCUACAGACAGCAGACCAUGUUUUAAAACAAACUAAUCAAUUUCAAAAGAAACCAGUUUCAAACCCUGGGUUAUGUAGCUGACUUUUAGGUAAAGGUAAAGGGACCCCUGACCAUUAGGUCCAGUCGUGACCGACUCUGGGGUUGCAGUGCUCAUCUCGCUUUAUUGGCCGAGGGAGCUGGCAUACAGCUUCUGGGUCAUGUGGCCAGCUGACUUUUAAAAACCACUAAUUUAGUAAAAUACAACAAGCCAGGAUCCAAUGAAAGUAAAAGUAAACACUGCAGAAGGCCUGGCUGCAUGAGAGGGGGACGUGAGCAUGGCCAGUGGCUUAACACUGAUUGUUGUUGUUGAGCCCUAGCAGCUGGUAAGAUAUCCUUGAAAUUGAGGGCCUUCAUUUUAAUUACAAUAUUCUGAAGUUUCUAUCUAUAUGGAUAUGCAUUUGAAAGGAAUAAAGGUGUUGUGUUCAAGUUUUCCAUUUAUACAUAAUUUUAAACAGGCAAAUAGGGUGGGGUGGGGAAUGUUGUAAGCAUCAUCACAGUAAUACUGUGUCACAGCAGGCCUCUUUCAAUUAAGAAAAGAACUCCAAGACAUCUCGGUAUGCAAGGCAGAUUGACUAUUACAUAUGCAAUGUUUGAUUUAACCUCCAAGGGCAAAAGCUAUGUAAAUGAAAGACCCAGUGUCAGAGCAAAGAGCAGUGUAAGAUAUAAAUAGCUGGUUCAAAGUUUCUUCACAAAGGAAAAUCUGUUACUUCUUUUGUUGUUGUUUUUUUGCAUUUCAGUUUUAAAAAACAAACAAAAGUAGUUUUAUUAAAAUAUAUAUAUUUUAUUGUUACAAAAUUGUACACACACAAAUCAUAAAGCAUGACAUGACUAAGAAAAAAUGGGUCACGGCGGGGUGGAGGAGAUACGAAACAUUAUUUUAUAGUACAUAAUAACGAGGUGAUAAUAGUAAACCAGUGAAAUGAACUUGGAGAACACAGAGUAAUAGGACUGAGCUAAUGAGAACUUCAUGCUUAUCUAUGCCAUAUUGCAAAAUACGUUGUGAGUAUUUCUUGUCUGUGUGCUGUUUCAUUUGUAUACAAUAAGCCCACAGUUUAUGCAGGGAUUAACUUCCAGCAAUCAUGCCUAAAGCCAAAAUCUCAUAUAGUCAAAACACAUUGGGUUCAGUGGCAGGUGGGAUUACCAGAGCCUUUUUCCUGGAUGCCCACCCCCUUUUAAUUUUUUGCCAAGCACAUAAAGCUGAAUGUGCCCGAGUUAAAUGUGAGUAACUUGUGGGCUUAAUGUAUUUAAUAAGAUCACACAAUACAGUAUAGAAAUAAUCUUGUUUUUUUCUCUUCUUUUGGAACCAUGAAUUUUUGCAACAGCUUGCCCAUUAUGGCUGUUUGCCAGACUAUAUUAUACCAGUGAUCAAUAGUCAUUAAUUGCAAGGAUUCCCAAGUUCUGGCUAUAACUCUUCUAGCUGCUGUUAAUAAAUGUGUUCUUAAUUCCUUGCUUCUUACUUGGUCCGUAUCUGAAGUACAGUGGUACCCCGGGUUACAUAUGCUUCAAGUUACAGACUCCGCUAACCCAGAAAUAUUACCUCUGGUUAAAAACUUUGCUUCAGGAUAAGAACAGAAAUUGUGCAGCGGCGGCACAGCAGCAGCAGGAGGCCCCAUUAGCUAAAGUGGUGCUUCAGUUUCAGGUUAAGAACGGACCUCUGGAACGAAUUAAGUACGUAACCAGAGGUACCACUGUAUAUAAAUUAAGUAAAGCUUUAUUGGUAUUGUCUGAGCUGUAAUCUGAGAUAUCUCUUUUGAAACUUCCUUCUAAAAUUGUUCUAUUUGUGAACAUUCCCACCACAUAUGUUAGUAUGUAUCUGUAAUUUGGCGUCCUCUCCAACAUAAUGGAAAACGAUUGGAUCCUUUUACUGGAUGACAUCAAUUCUACCAUAUGGCUAAGUUGGCUUGCUUCAUAGGUGGUUUUAAUAAUUCUAAUCAUUUUUUGAUUUGUCAGGUGGGCAGAACUCUGCAGUGUAGCCAAUCACAGUGGGGCUCACUGUCAGUGUUGAUCAGUGAGCCCCACUUGCAAAGGAAUAAUCUGAAGCUCUUAAAGCUUCUAAUUGUUCCUUUGAAGAUGUCCUUAUCUGCCCCAUAUCAGAUGUUAGGUUUGGGGUAGGUGGCUGCAGUGUGUAGAUGUGACAUGCUAGUCAUUGCUGGAAUUUAUGGUGUACAAUAACUUUUCUUUUAAUUAUCACCUUUUUUUCAGCAAGCUUGCUGCUGAUGUAAUCCUAAAAACACUGGAUCUUAUGAGCAAGCUUAAGCAGCUGGUUUCUAACAUGGAAGUCAACUUUUACAAAGUUCUUCAGGUAAGGUUUGUUGAUCAUUUAAAUGCCUGUUAAGAUAGACAGUGUACAUGAUUAUGCUCAUUCUGUUGUAGUGACUAACAGCAUCCUCAGACAACAUACUAACUGCCAUUCUUCAAAUACUUACCUUUUCCAUCAUAGCCAGACUGCAAUUUAAUCAUACCUUUUUAAGAAGUACAUGGCAGUGUUUUGAAUCCAAAGGUGCCUUGUAUGCAUAGAAAUGGCCUCUACCUCUAAACUCUCCCAAUUCCUUGCUUUCAUCUGUCCUGUUCUAAAGGAUCACUUAACCUUUAGAAGCUUUUGUGGGUGCAAAAGGGGAGUGGCCAGGAAAGCCCCACUGUAUAAGUGGAGUUUUGCUCACACUUCCCUUGAUUCAACAUAAUUGUUCCAAUUUAAUUUUAGUGCAGUUUCAUUUUUAGAAGAGUAUUGCCUAUAGCAUGGGGUAUGUUUUUAUUUUUUCUUUCUUUCUUUCUUUCUUUCUUUCUUUCUUUCUUUCUUUCAUAGAUUUCAGGGCAGUUUACAACAUAAAAAUACAAGAUAUAAACACAAGGUAUAUAAUAAAACCAAGGACAAAAAAAUCCCACAAACCAAUAACCCCCUCCCACAGAAACAUUUUAAAGGGUCUAGGGUGUUAAUCAUCCAAAGGCCUGGUUGCAGAGUAUAGUUGUACAGUGGCAGCAUUUGAGAUCUUCCAAUAGAAUUUAGCAGAUCUGAUUACUUUCCACAUCUUCUGCUUCAACUCAAAAUAUCCCAGAGGAGGCAUUAAAGGUUGCAUGAAAGAAUGCUUCAUUAAGAAUGCAACAGAUAAAGUGAACGUGUUUAUCACUUGUUUUUCCUUCUUGUGUAAUAUAUUUGUCUAGCUGCUAAAAAUAAUUGCUUAUCCGCACUCACAAGUGGUUUGUGUCUAGGACCAACGUUUGGUUACACCUUUGGCUUUUGCUUUAACAUCAGACCACAGAGAGCAAGUGCAGGCAGGACUUAGAAUUCUGUUUGAAGCAGCACCAUUGCCAGAUUUUCCUGCCAUAGAGUGAGUUUCUUAUUCUUCAUAUUUUUAAAAAUUGUCUUGUGUUAAAAGUUUACUCUGGGCUUUUGUUGUCAGUUCUUGAUCCUGCUUCAUUAAAAAGCUGUUUAUAUUUUAUUUGCAAUUCCUUCCUGCUGAUUUAAUCUUAUAUGUGUUUUUCAUAUAGGCUUGGUGAAAGUAUUGCGGCCAAUAACUCUUACAGACAACAGGAAGCAGAGCACGCAUCUAAAAGGAACCACAUGCAAGCAUCCAUUACCUGUGUUAACCCAAUGAAAUGUUCUGCUGCUUGUGCUCCAAAUGACGAUGUUGCAACUUUCAACAUUCAGGACCUGAUACAGAAACUCCAGUCUAGCCUGGAGGUUAAUGGCUUUAAGAUACAGCUUUUGAAUAAAAGCAGCUUUGUCCUGGCAUAUGUAAAAUGCAAAGCAGUCUGCUCCAAUCGGAUUUUUCAGGCUUCUGAAGUCUGACUAGUUUCUAUAGAAAGCUUUGCACAAAGGCAUGAUAGAGACAGUACAAGCCCAAACUGUUACAAAGCAGUAGGUUCCAUAUGGGAUCUGAACCCACAAUGACCAGGGAUUAGGCCAAGCUCCACUGAACUCAAGAAAGCCUAUUGGCAAGUAGAUUAAGUACAUAACGUGUAACAGGACACUUCUGAACAGAAGCGUUCUAGAUAGAGUAACUUGAAAAGAAUGUGCUUUCUGUAGCAGCCAUCAGUAUGUCACAAACUGAAAAUUAAAUUCUGUGGUCGGUAUUCACCUAAUGAGUCCCAGCAGCAGAAGCCCUGCACAAAGACUUUGACUUUUGCAACAGGGCUCCCCCAAAUUGGCCUUGGUGGUGGGGCAUUAGGAGAACACCUGGAACAAUGCAGAGAGGGAGGAGAGGGAAUUUUUUCCCAUUAGGCAAGCUAAAUUGCUUGCACAAAGCAAAUGUUCAUCAUAGUGUGACUCUGAAUUCUACCAUAAUUUUGUUUGAAGUGUAAAUUGCUUAAGAUCAUGGAGAAUUAGAUGAAUGAAAUGUCAGUAUAUUUAUAUUCUGUUCAAUCAAAAGUUUAUUGUAGUAACUAAAGGCCCUAACAAUCCCAACCACCACAAUUUGCCACACUGAAAAUUAUAGCAUACGGUAUACAAUAAUUACAUAAAAUAAGUGAUCAAUGAUUUGAAGAAAGGCAGUCAGAAUUUAUAAAAAAGUCUGUUAGCUUAUACCUAGCUUAACUUCUGUUAGACCUCUGAAUCCCCUGCACGACUUAUUGCAAUACUGUCUAGCCCUCUCUCUUGCAGCCAGAGCAUAAAGCACAAAUAUAUAUGGAUUCUAUAUAAAUCUUUUAACAAUUUAUAUUACUGUUUUGUUAAUACAGGAAUGAUAACCAAUGUUAUCUGCCAAUAUAGUAGUCAUUUUGUGUUGCUUUUGUUGAGCUUUUCAUUUGUCCAAGUAGGAAAGAUUCUGCCAUAGCUUAUGCUAUUAACAUUUUCCACAGGUGAAAGAAUCAGCCACUGAUGUAAGGGUGUCUGACAUAAUGGAUGUGUAUGAGCAGAAACUGUCUGCAUUAGCAGUGAGUACAUGUUUAAUAUGCACAAUUUUUCAUCUGAUUGCUUUGUCCAUACCUGUAUUUCAAUUUACUUUUGCUUCUGGUUUUUCUUUUAGUCCAAAGAAACUAGAUUGCAAGACCUUUUGGAAGCAAAGGCUUUAGCACUUGCUCAAGCUGAUAGACUUAUUGCCCAGUACCGUUGCCAGAGAGCUCAAGCUGAGUCAGAGGUAUGUAAAACAAACAUUUGCGCAAGAAUUAAUUUGCUGUCUGCUCAUAGCUACCACUGCAAGCUUGUUGUACAUGAGUAUGCCUUGUUUUUGAAAACUAGGUUAUACUUACUUGGGGGGUGGGGGUGGAAUCAAUACUGAUAUUAAAUUUUUGCAUAACUGCAAUCCUUUUGCAGUCCACAAUACUUGAUGUUUCUAAAGCCUUAAAAUUUUAACAUUUAUCCAGUUUAAGAAUAGAUUGAUGCCCUUCGGAAGUUAUUGAUGGAAUGUAGACUUCUCAUUGACCAGAUAGUGUUCUUUAAGUGAGCUAUGGAAUGGAGCAGCAAACAUAAGCCACUAGUGAAAUACAUUCUCCUUGUCUUUCCAAAAGGCUAGAACACUUGCUUCGAUGUUGAAGGAAACUGAACGAAAAAAUGAAGAACUUGAGUCCUUGUUGAAAGCACAGCAAGUAGAAUCUGAACGGGCACAGAGUGAUAUUGAACAACUCUUUGAACACAAUAGGAAGCUACAGACAAUAGCAGAGGAACAUGAGAUACUGAAAAGAUCUUCCAUUGACCUUCUUCAAAAGUAAGAUUUUAAGCUACCAUGAAAAAUGUGUGAAGAAAUGAGUCUUUGAAGCAAAACAACAACAACCCCACAACCUUAUGCACUUGAUCAUUAUACAAAUAUGCACAUUUUCCAAAAUUGAUAUGUGUGAGGCUUGCAAAAGUUGUAGUGGUUGUUGCAGGGAUGGAGGUAGGCAUCUGGUAGAUGCCAAACCAAAACCACAGUAUCCAACAGUAGGAAUUCAGGGCAUGGGUUUCAGAUCGCACAACAUGGGAUCAAGUCUGGUGCACAGUCAGUCUUGGCGGGGGGAAACACUUUCCCUUUAAGUAAGGAGCUUGGUGUUUAUAACCACUCCUUAUUCUAGAAACUGCAGGUAAUUCCUAUGAGCCAUGUUUUGAGAAUUUAGGCCUUAGUUCUAAGACCUAAACGUGAUUUUUGAUGUAAGACUUCACACGUAUGGAUAGAAGUUUAUCUCAUAAGAUUAGAUUAUUCAAAUUGAUCUAUAUAUUCAGGGCAGCUUGCAGAAUUAGGUGGCAACGGUUGAUCUCGGCUAGGAAUUAUUUUGGCAAUUCCUGUCCUUGCUUUCUUGCAACUGUCUCAUAGGGAACUAUGAUGAAAUGGAGCCACCGAGAAACAAGAGAGAGGUAUCAGCAUAGAAGCAUUGGGGGGGGGGGGAUACUAGAAAGGUGCAAAUUCUUCUCCACACCAAACAGCCCAGGAAGGCUAAGUUUUCCCAGCAGUGUCUGAAUGCAAAGUGUCAGUUUGAAAAUGGAAAUGGAAAAUUUGAGGUGUGGGAUGAAAUAUCCAGGCUGCCCAGAGCACAGGAAAAAGAGCAGUUCUAAUAGGAGGUGAGACUAUGUUGCAACAUCUUGUUGCAGCUUCCACCUCUAUAGAACUGGCAUCUCAAAUUAGGUUCUGCAGUCUUUACCCCUCUUCAGAUAUGUAGAGGGCUAGGGACAUGGAUUCCAGCUCUGCUUCUCCACUGCUGACCUUCACACAAAGGUUGGAGUGGAGGGUGAAAUGAGGUGCACAUGGAGAUGUUGAAGGUGGGGCUGGCAUACAUAUAUAUAUCUGACUCCUACACAUUUUUUGUCCUUGGCUGGUCAGGCUGAACACCUGAACAGGACUUGUCAAAAGCAGGUUUGUGUGUUGACACUUGGGCAGAAAAUAAGCAGAAAAUAAGCUAGUCCUUGGUGAUGAAUUUGAAAUUAAUUUCACUGGGGACAAAUGUAAGGUUAGGCAGGAAUAUGUAAGCAAUGAGAAUCAGAUGCACAAGUAAAGGAUGGGGGAGGGGGGAACACCUGGCUUGACAGCAGCACAUAAAGGAUCUAGGGGUUAGCAGACCACAGGCUUAACACAUGUCAACAGUGUGAUACAGCAGCAAAAAGCCUAUUACAAUUCUAGACUGCAUCAACAGAAGUAGAGUGUCCAGAUCAAAGGAAUAAUAGCACUACUCUAUUCUGCUUUGGUCAGACCCUAUCUGGAGUACUGUGUCCACUUCUGGGCACCAUACUUUAAAAGGGACAUUGGCAAGCUGAAACCUGUGCAAAAGAGGGUGCCCACAAUGAUCAAGAGUCUGGAAACCAAGCCUUAAGAGGGACAGUUAAGGGAGUUGGGCAUGUUUAGCCUGGAGAAGAGAAACUGAGAGGUGAUAUGAUAGCCAUCUUCAAAUAUCUGAAGGGCUGUCACAUGGAAGAUAGAGCAAGUUUGCUUUCUGCUGCUCCAGAGGGCGGGAUCUGAACCAAUGCUUUCAAAUUGCCAGAAAUUAGAUUCUGACUGAACAUGGAGGCUUCCUUCACUGGAGGCUUUUAAUCAGAGGUUGGUUGGAUGGCCAUCUGUUAGGGGUUCUUUAGCUGUGCGUUACAAUUAAGUGUUUUAAAUUUGUUGUUAGCCUCCCUGAGCCCAGUUUUCUGAACCGGGAAGGGCAAGGUAUAAAUAAAAAAUUAUUCUUAUACUUGCAUUGCAGAGGGUUGAACUAGAUGACCCUUCCAAUUCUACAAUUCUAUGACUUUUUCCUACUGUGCAAGGUUUCUUAUUGCUAUAUCUGCAUGGAAAAUUAGCAGUAGUUCCCUAGGCCAUGAACUGCAUUUUAGUAUAACCGCAAAAAGAAGUCCUGAUCACAGAUUUCAAAUGUUUGAACUCUGUGAUCAUGAUUCAGUAUAAGCCCUCUUUUAAGGCUUGUACUGAAAGUUGCACAUCACACCUGUCAACACACCUGUGAGCAAGUCCAGUAAUUUUGAGAGUAGGAACUUUGACACGUUUAAGAAAAACGCUUCAAAUUAAUUAUGUUUAAUAAUAAUAUUUUUCUCUUUUUAGGCAUGAAACCAUUGAAAAACAAUAUAACGACCUGCAGCUAAUGUGUAAUUCUCUGACCAAACAACUUGAGACCAUUAAAAGGCAGAACGAAUCUCUCAAGCAACAGAAUGACAAGUAAGUUCAGUCCUUACCUUAAGUUAAAAGGAUGCUAUGUUUCAAUGAAAACCUUCAUUUUUAAUCAAAACUGCUUUAAGUGGGGUUUUUUUUUAACAUACUUGGAAAUAUUCUGAAGUGUAUUAUGAUUUGUUUGCAGUUUUUCAAAGGGUUUGUAUGCUGCCUUUCCAUGCAUAGAACAAUCAUGAAGAUGAUAAUCAAGCAGGUUCAUAUAGUUGUGUAGUAAAAGUGAAACUAUUGUUUAUGGCUUUUGUGGGUUUGGGGUUUUUUUUAUUUAAUUAAGCUUAAUCUCUAGUGUAAUUCGUUGCAGAUCAUUUUGAAUCUGUGUCAAAUGCACAACUUGAAGUUGUUUGACACUUCUGACCAAGAUGUUGAACUUCUCACUUCACCCAUUUCCCACAUUCACAAAAGCUUUCAAAACUGUGGAAGGGCAAGAAUGUUUCAUUUUCCUUCUGACUAUAUUUAUAUAUGAAUAGUAAAAAUUAAUAUAGCUCUUCCAACAAACUCAACAAUGCAAGAUAGUCCAGUUAGUUGCCUUUAGAACUACAUAAAAUAAAAUGAUUUGGCUCCUGAGUACUGCGAACCGAAGGAAACUUGCAAACUGGGACAUUCCUGUCUGCUCCUUGUCACCCCCUUCUGAAGUCUUUCUGGGGGCCUCUCCUGAACAGCACGGAAUGGAGUAUGGGGGAGGGGGAGGGAGAAGGGAGAUGGUUGAGCAUGGUUCACCAUGGAAAGCUAGCAUACAAACAAAACUGUUGAUGAUGGUUUGGGUCUACUUCAGCAUUAGAGAUACAAUUAUGCUGGAAAUCAGAAUAGUUCAUUGCAGGCAUCCCCCCACUUGUUUGCUACCGUGUGUACACGUGGCACUGGGAAAAAGUUAAAAGAAUUAAAUUCAAGCCCAGAAAUGGCUGGAGACAGUUGGAAAGUCCUUGUGGCUUUCAAGGAGACCCUUCUGUGAGCAUCGAGAAGAAACUGGAGGCAUAGGUGUUGCAUGCAGCAGCAGCUUUCUCACAUGUCUUCCAGCCAGUCCCAGAGCUUUGAUUCCAGUUGUGGAUAUUUUUGGUACAGUACAGUGGUACCUCGGGUUAAGAACUUAAUUCGUUCUGGAGGUCCGUUCUUAACCUGAAACUGUCCUUAACCUGAAACACCACUUUAGCUAAUGGGGCCUCCCGCUGCCGCUGCACAAUUUCUGUUCUCAUCCUGAAGCAAAGUUCUUAACCCGAAGUACUAUUUCUGGGUUAGCGGAGUCUGUAACCUGAAGCGUCUGUAACCCGAGGUACCACUGUAUUUUUUUAUUUUGGGAGAGUAGUAUUUUGGAGAGAAAGCGGCUGAGAGGGCAUUUAGAGGGUACUUCCUUACUUAUGUGAUUUUCACUUAUGCACAUGGGUCACUCGAACGUAAACCCCGGAACGUAACCCACUUUGGGAAUUAUGUGUAAGAGUUUCGUAAAGAGGAUGCAGGGUGAAAAUCAGGUAUACCUUCACCUCUCCAUUCUAAGGCAGCAAAUUCACAUUGUUUCAUCUCUCUAUCUGAUAAAUUAUAUAUAUUUCCUGGCUCCUGUCCAAACAAAUGAGAAUUGAAACCAUGUGUUCAUAUAGGUAUCUCAGAAUUAGACUCAUUUAACAUUUUCUUAAAUGAUUAUUGGGUGGGAAAUGCCAGUUGACGUUCAUGGUGGUGAUGGGUAGGAGAAUGCCUUGUUCUUGUUUUCAGUUAAAUAGAGAGAUAAGAUCUGUGGUUAUCUUGUGUGAGUUUCAAAUACAUAGCGUUUGAAUGUUAAGUAACCUAUAUAUUAAAAAAUCAAUCUACAGGGAUUUUGUAAGUACAAUUAAAUUAAAAAUAGUAUCUCCCCUGUUUUCACAUAGGAAGUUCUAAUGCUCGGUAUGUUGUUUGCAAAUGUCUGUGGUGGGUGUUUUGUUUUGUUUGUACUUUACUUUAUUUAUGUCCCUUUUCUGCAAUUGACAAUAUGGAGGAAUACUAUUUGGCUUACAAUAGAUACGGAAAUAAUGAAAUGCAGGAAGAAAUAAAGUUGAAAAAUUCAUUUGACUUUCUUAGCUAAUCACACUGAAUGAUAGGCAAAUGUUGCUGUAAUAUGACACUAAUGAUAAGGGGAGCGAUUUUCUCAUGUUUCUUCCAUUGGAAGAUCUUUAAUGUUUGUAUCCUUCAAUUUUUCAGAACUGUCAGUCAGUUGCUAGAAACAGAAGAGCAUAGAAAAGAAUUGCACAAACAUUUGCAAGAGAAAGAUGGGAAAAUAUCAAGUAAGUUAGUUCUGACUUCUAUAUUAGCUUCAUCAGGAGUCUGGCUUUAUAGAGAAAACCUGGAACAUGUUUUUCUCCAGCUAUGCUACAUUUGAACCAUCUUUAAAUACACAGACCUACCUCUUAUUUCAAUAGAUUGGGUGAUCCUAUCAUUUUUGCUUUGGAGUUUGCAAUUACAGCUCCGUAGCACUAUGAUACUAUUACUUUACCCAAUUUCCUUUGCUCGCUCUGGGAUUUGCUGAUGUUUGGAGAACAGCAUGUUCUCUCAUUUAGACCCAGAUUCAAACUCUCAAAAUAAACCACCAAAUAUGCAAGUGUAGCAUGCCUCUAAUGGCUCAUGGGUAUUUUCUGCUGCUACUUUGGGAAACUCCCAUUAAUCAUCACAUUCACCUUAUUGGUGCACAGUCACAAGCACAGGUUUGUACAGAUGUCACAACUACUUUCUUCUUUUGGCCUGAGAACAUUAUGUCCCUGCUCGCAGUCUACGAAACAGCAGUAACCAUUGUGGUGGUUGUUUACUGGUCAUAAGGUGGUCAUGUUGUAGCUACAGUAACCUGUUAGAUGCAAGCAGCUUCCAUUGUGUGUUCAGAGUAAAUUAUGUUUGUUUAAAAAAGCACAGGUGACACAUUAUAUUUAUUUUUUUUAAAAAAGGUAAAUAUACUUUAAUGGGGGAAAGCUCUGUGUUAAUCCCUUUGAACUCAAUUGUCUCAACUGAAAGAUGUAUAUCUGCUUAGGCAGGCAAUCACUUAACUCUGGAGCACAAACUAUUAGCAUUUGCUCAGUAGAUGGCACUGUGGUGUAACUCUUUCAGUGGUCGCUUUAGAGAAGCUUUGUAAAUUGGCAAAAAGAAAAACCCAAACUUCUUUCUUUCACAAAUUCUUCCAAAGGUUUGCAACAGAAGGUAAAGAUUCAGGAAGAAAAACUUAAAGCCAGGCAGAAGGAAAAAUCAGAUAUGGAGGAGACUAUAGACAUCCUUAGAAAGGAAUUGAGUAAAACGGAACAGGCAAGAAAAGAAUUGAGCAUUAAGGUAAGCUUUCUGCUGGAGUUCGUCAUUUUAGAAAAAUUCUAAUGGUAUCAAGGAAUUAGUCACUGCAGUUGCAAAUAAAUAUUUCUGUCUAAGUGGAGUAGGUGGUGGCUGCAAUGCUGUUUUUGCUUACCUGGGAGUAAACUUCAUUGAACUCAAUAAGACGAGCUUCUGCAUAUGUCGGAUGGGAAGGAUUGAGGUGUUGGGAAACUGGUGGUUCAGAAGUUUGGAUUCCCAUUCCCAUUAUCCCUGACCAUUAGCUAUGCUGGUUGAGGCUGAUGGGAAAUGCAUUUUAUCAUUGAAUCUUCUGUGUGGAGCAAUGGUGUUUCCAAUUCUGAACCCAUAGUGUAAAGAUAAUAAGGCCUUACUAUUCUCAUAGUGGGGAGGGACAGUAAUACAGCCUAUAGUUGAACAUAUUCUAGUAAAUCUUCCUCAACUUGCUGGCCAGUGAAUCGCCAAAACCUUCUGUCUCGUAAAUUGUGUUCCCUGCUAUGUACAUUCUGUCCCUCUUUUACCAAGUCCACUGCAUCCUCUGCUUUCUGAACUCUCCCUUUCCUGUUCAUGGCAUUGUACACCCUUGUGUAUCCCCUUUUGUGAUCUCUCUUUGUGAUCCACUGACAGAUAGAUAUGCACACCUUCUUGUCAGCAUCUUCUGACAGUGUUGUCACUAGUUCUGGUCACAUGAGGCAUGUCUCGUGUCCUCCAGCUUUUCCCUCAUCUCAUGUGUGGAAUCAGCUGAGUAUGGUGAUUUUUCUGACCAGCAAUUUAUUCUUUGCCCUGGACUUGCAACCACCAGCUGCUACCAGACUGUUUCUGAAGCAUCACACUGUUCUCUUUGCAUUAUGAUUCAUAAAUUAUUUCCUACUUCCAUUGUGCAACAGUCUCUAGGGCAGUUGGUAAUAUAAUCAGCAUGAACUAUGGCUGCCAAAACCCCAUCUCAAAGCUUGGUUUGAUUCCACUUUUCUGUCCAGUCAUAACCCAUGGAUUGUCCAUUUAGAUACCAAACCAAGAAAGUUUCCUUAACUGUUCUUUGUUGUGAUGUAUGGAUUCACCCAAUUUACUAGAUGGCAAAUAUGUAUUUUGGAGAAAUAUGAUUGAAUAGUAUCUUACUAUAUGACUUUAGGCAUCUUCCUUGGAAGUUCAGAAGUCACAGCUGGAAGGACGACUGGAAGAAAAGGAAGCUUUGGUCAAAGUCCAGCAGGAAGAGCUAAACAAACAUUCUCAUAUGAUAGCAAUGAUACAUAGCUUAAGUGGUGGCAAACUAAAUGCAGAGGCUGUGAAUCUCAGUUUAUAG